AUCAAGAAACUGGACAAAUAUACAGUGUACACGGUGACCUGUGUAUGUGGAGUAUUUGUGCUUAACGUCUGUACUCUGUAACCUUUCGACUCCAACUUGGAUUACAUAUUUCAAGACAUUUUCUGUAUCAGUUUCGGGUUUUUCUAUUGUGUGAGCAUAUCCUGAGCCAGAAUCUGUGGAGGAAGACAGAACCCUUGCACUAAACGUAAUCGACAAGUGCAUCAGUGAACACGGCGACACGAUGAGCCAAGAGCGUCCCUCGUCGUUUUACUUUAAAGGAGUGCGUUUCGACAAUUCGUCGAACCUAAAGGCCUUGGAACUGGUGGAAUCAUUUGAAGUAAGAGAGGACGACGUCUUCAUCUCGGCGUACCCUAAAUCGGGAACAACAUGGACACAGCAGAUCGUCUCUCUGGUGUGUGCUGAGGGCGACAUCAGUGAGCUCUGCAAAGUCCCUCUGCAAGCUCGCACGCCUUGGCUGGAGACGCUGGACAUGUCAGGAAGGUUGGGUGUCGGUGCUGGCGAGCCCAGGCCGAUACUACUAAAGAGCGCCCCCUCUCCGCGACUGAUGAAAACGCACCUGCCCUACCACCUGUUACCUCAGCAAGCCAGGGACGGGAAGGGAAAGAUCAUCUACUGUGCUCGGAACGUCAAAGAUGUGGUUGUUUCGUGGCACAACAUGAGAAGGAUGGUGGAGCAUGUUCCCUGUGGAACUUGGGAGGAAAACUUCCAGGACUUUAUUACUCCGGACCUAGCUUUCUAUGGUUUCUGGUGGGACGUCAUCCCGGAGUACUGGCGACACAAGGAUGACGACAACUUGCUCUUCAUCAAGUAUGAAGACCUCAAGCGGGACUUGCGGGGCCACGUGGUGAUGAUAGCAGACUUCCUAGGCAAGACUCUGUCAGACCAACGAAUCGAUGAGGUGGUGGCGAACUGUACCUUUUCCGCUAUGAAGGAGAACCCGUCUACAAACUAUUCCCGCAACCCAAUGCUGCAGAAGGUUUUCAGCAAGGUGGAAGGAAGCGGCAUUGAGUUCAUACGCAAAGGAGAGGUUGGUGACUGGAAGAACUGGUUCAGCGCGGAAGAGAACGAGACUCUGGAGGCGAUUCACAAGGAGAAAAUGGCGGGAACAGAUCUGAGUUUUCAGUAUGAGUAG
Molecule: messenger RNA, 1153 nt
Organism: Branchiostoma belcheri (Belcher's lancelet)
Lineage: Eukaryota; Metazoa; Chordata; Leptocardii; Amphioxiformes; Branchiostomatidae
Product: sulfotransferase 1A1-like
Exons: 7
Coding region: 242-1153 (303 amino acids)
Biological process (GO): sulfation
Cellular component (GO): cytoplasm
Molecular function (GO): sulfotransferase activity
Source: RefSeq, a predicted model, not a curated record